CCUCCCUGCUUUCCUCGAGCUCGGUUGAUCCUCGCGAGAUUUCAGUUCGGCUCUUAGUGCGGGCCCUGUGGCAAGAGGAAGAAUGACUGCUCGCUUUGCGAUUCUUGAUCCGGAACUUGUUACCCAGGAACCCCGGAAGAGGUAGCUCAAGCGAUAGAAACGUGUUUGCUGCCCAGAAGGGAAGGCGCGAGUGAGGAAAAGAGGUACUGUAGUUACACUUCUGGAAAAUUCAGUAUGGACAGUCUCCGACUUAGGAAUUUUCGACUUUAGGAUGGUGUGAAAGGGAUACCCAUUCAGUAGAAACUGUACUUCAGGUUUUGCAUUUUGAUCUUUUCCUGGCCUAGUGAUAAUGUGGUACAGUACACUCUUGUGAUGCUGGGCAGCGGCAGCGAGCCACAGCUCCCAGUCACCCAUGUGAUCACGGGAGUGAACAACCCAUCCUCUACUGUGUACUGUGUUGUCAGCUUUUUUGGAUACUGUGUUUUGUGUUUUCACAUUCCAUCAUGUCUACAAAAUGUCCAUCAGUGUCUCCUGUUUCUGGUGAGAUAAAGAAGAGGAAGGCAAUUACUCUUGAAACGAAACUCAAGAUAAUUGCCCAGCAUGAAGGUGGCAAGCCAGUAAUGGCCAUUGCACGUGAGUUAGGACUUUCGCAAUCCACAAUUUCAACUAUCUUAAAGGAUAAGAAGUGAAUCAGUGAUGCAGUGAAAUUGUUAGCAUCAGUUAAAUCCACUGUCAUCACAAAGAAAAGGGCUGGACCGAUUGAUGAUAUGGAAAAAUUACUUGUUAUGUGGAUGGAAGACCAGAUACAGAAGUGCAUACCGCUCAGCCUACUGAUGAUCCAGGCUAAGGCAAGACGUCUUUUUAAUAUGCUAAAACACCGUGCCAAUGAUCCUACAUAUACACAAAUGUUUAAAGCAAGUCAUGGAUGGUUCCAGCGCUUCAAAAGGCAUCAUAAUUUUCACAAUGUAAAGAUCAGUGGUGAGGCAACACGUGCUGGUAAUGAAGGUGCCAUAGCUUUUAAGGAACAGCUGCAUGGGAUAAUUGUGGCUGAAGAUCUUUGCAAUAAGGAGCUGAUUGCACUGGAGGAAGAAAGAAGUAAAGGAGUUGAGGCAGUGGAAGAAGUUAUACCCACGGCACCUAGAAAGUUCACAGCAAAGAAACUGGCAGAGGCAUUUGCUGCUAUCAGCAGCGGCCUACAGAUGUUAGAAGAAAUGGACGUCAAUUACGAGAGAUUGGCCACAGUUGACAGGCAGAUACAGGAUUGCUUGCUACAGAGAAAUAUAUAAUGAAAAGAAACAAGCUGUACAGUCAAAACUUGGUAUCUUCCUGAAGAACAACACUAUGCUUGCUAAACCAUCAACUAGUGUUGAUGUCCCAAUGCCUUCUACCACCUAUUCUCGACGUUCAUCAGAAGAGAGAGAAAUUGAGGACCCUAUUGCAUCCCCAUCAUCCAGCAAUUAAUUCAUUUCGGUGCUUCAAACAUUUUUCAGGACCACUGUGCUUUCAGCUGUGUACAUUAAUGAUGCCCUCCAAAUCCUUGGUUAUGGAAUAUUUGGCUCAUCCCAGUGCACUCGGCUUGGCUGUUGGAGUUGCUUGUGGCGUGUGUCUGGGCUGGAGCCUCCGAGUACGCUUUGGGAUGCUCCCCAAAAGCAAGACGAGCAAGACACACAGAGAUACUGAAAGUGAAGCAAGCAUCUUGGGAGACAGUGGGGAGUACAAGAUGAUUCUUGUGGUUCGAAAUGACUUAAAGAUGGGAAAAGGGAAAGUGGCUGCCCAGUGCUCUCAUGCUGCUGUUUCAGCCUACAAGCAGAUUCAAAGAAGAAAUCCUGAAAUGCUCAAGCAAUGGGAAUACUGUGGCCAGCCCAAGGUGGUGGUCAAAGCUCCUGAUGAAGAAACCCUGAUUGCAUUAUUGGCCCAUGCGAAAAUGCUGGGAUUGACUGUAAGUUUAAUUCAAGAUGCUGGACGUACUCAGAUUGCACCAGGCUCUCAAACUGUCCUAGGGAUUGGGCCAGGACCAGCAGACCUAAUUGACAAAGUCACUGGCCACCUAAAACUUUACUAGGUGGACUUUGAUAUGACAGCAACCCCUCCAUCACAAGUGUUUGAAGCCUAUCAGAUUCUAACAAAAGCUGAAUUUCUUCACCCAACUUAAAUGUUCUUAAGAUGAAAAUAAAACCUAUUCCCAUGUUCUAUGGUUGGCAGUUGUCAUCUUGGGCUUAAAAAAAGUACUGUUGGUUAAAUGGUCUUAGUGGUUCAAGUGAGAGGCUGAAACAAAUAUUUAAGAUGAGAGAAACAGGUCAAUACAAUUGGAUUAAAAGGGAGGAAACAGCAUUUCCCUAUACAUGAUUAGGUCCCUUUGUGUGUUGGUAGCCCUUCCCUGAGACUAUGUCCCCCUGGAGGUCAAGGUUCAAGGGUGUUCCCACUAGAGGCAAGCUGCAGUUUGUUCCCCUGCUGUCACUUUUUGGGUGACUGAUAGCCUACUUUAUUAAUAGAUAUGGCCAUCCUCAAUGGAGUCCCAUGGUUUAUAACCUGUUUGACUUUUUGUCUAAAGGUUGAGGUUUUAUAGCAGAUACAACCUACUGUGCAGUGUUUCAUAUUCACCUUCCCUGACCCAUACUGGUCAAAGGUUAUCAGCAGUGGUUCUAAAUCACAGCCUAUUAAAGGUUCUCACUUUCCCCCUUUCUUGUAACAAUGAAGCCAUUGAAACUUGUGGAGUAACCUUAUCGACCUUACAGAUGGAAAUGGGUGGGCCCAAGUAAGAAUUUAUGGUAACUGUAAAGUGAAUGUAGUUUGUCAUCUCUGCUAGUUUUUUUUUUCCUAGAACUUAAAGAACUAGACAGUUAAGGGUGCCUUUUUUACCUUUUAAUCUUUAGAUAUACUUGAUACAAUCCUAGUUAUACCUAGAAUAUGAGGCAGAGGGUCCCAACUCCCCAAGCCACAGAGCUUCCUGGUAGUCAUCUUGUUAGAAACUAUUUUUCUUUAAAGCCUUCUUUUAGGAGGAUACUGACAGUAAUUUCUAAAAUCAGUGUAUCCCCAAGAACGGUACUGAUGCCAGGGAGAAUUUUGGUAAUAGGCCCAUUUUAAGUGGCUGUACCUCUCUAUGGUUAACUGUAAUAUAAGCAGCAUUAUAGCACAAUCUCAAGGUCUAAGGUCAUUGGUGGAAUAUCGUGGGCAGAACACUAAAGACAGUCUUGAAAGUUCUAAUAUUUGAUUCAUUUUAUACACUUCGCACAGGCAUAGGACAGCACAGGAGAAAAAUUGCAACUGUGAAUGAUGCCACAAUAGCAACUAUUUCUAAACAGAAUGUUUACUGGCUCCAGAAGUGACGCAACAAAAUGCAACGUUAGGACUGAGUUGAACUCAAUGCUAAGUGCAUGAUUCUGGCUCAGGUAAUUUCUGAGGUUUGCCUCAGACUGAUGGCUCCAAAUUCAAAGAUAGUGGCAUUCCCAACAGGAUGGCAUGGGGUGGCUAAGUAACUGAUCAGUCAUGGCAUAUCUACUAAAAGGAAUAUUAUGAAAAUUCUGGUAAUUGUGGAUAUAUGCUUGUUUUCUAAUUCAUCUAUACUUACUAUUUUAUAGAACUCAUAAUCUUAUAGUCCUCAAAGUAUACUCUGCAGAACCCAUGGGGUCUCCACAGAGUCAAAAAUCUUUUCUUACUAUUAUUUUUUUUCCUCUGCGUUACUUGCACUGAUGGUACAAAAGCAGUGGUGGGGAAAACUGAUGGCACCUCCCACGUAUCAAAGCAGGGGCACCAUUGUAUUCUUCACUGACCUACACUCACAUUAAACACUUUCACUUCAUGUCCUGGAUGAAACUAACUAGGUGUUUUGGUUUUUUGAGACAAGAGUCUCGUUCUGUCACCCAGGCUGGAGUGCAAUGAUGUGAUCUCGGCUCACUACAACCUUUGCCUCCCAGGUUCAAGUGAUUCUCAUGCCUCAGCCUCCUGCCUCCUGAGUAGUAGCUGGGAUCUUACAGGCGUGUACCUUCACACCUGGAUGAUUUUUUAUUUUUAGUAGAGCACGCCUGGCUGCUAUUUUAUUUUUAGUAGAGAUGGAGUUUCACCAUGUUGGUCAGGCUUGUCUCGAACUCCUGGCCUCAAGCAAUCUGCCUGCCUCAACCUCCCAAAGUGCUGGGAUUACAGGCCUGAACCACCACAGCUGGUGGGACAGGGAUUUUAAGUUGUAAAAAACUCCUCUGUGGAGCUUAUGGUAGGUAAUUUGCCUAAGAGUUGUAAAGCAGUGCAACACUAGGCGAGGGGCUAUGUGUAGCUAUUGAGGAUUAAGGGAUAGUGAAAUGAACUUUAGGAACAUUCUCAGCCAUAAGCAAGAGCUGGAUUGACAACAACCAAUUUUUCAAAAAAAAUCAACUUAAGAUACCCAUAAUUUGGGCACCUUUAUAAUUCAUGAUGAGAAACAGCAUGUUAACUACAUGUUUAAAUAUAUUUUAUUUCAAGUUAAUAUAACAGCAAUGAUUUGUUCAUUUAAGUGAAAUGCCUAGAUAAAAACCUCAAGUGUCACUUGGCUAAAAUGUUGGAGACAGUAAAUGUAAGCCACUA
Molecule: messenger RNA, 4554 nt
Organism: Piliocolobus tephrosceles (Ugandan red Colobus)
Lineage: Eukaryota; Metazoa; Chordata; Mammalia; Primates; Cercopithecidae
Gene: PTRH2
Product: peptidyl-tRNA hydrolase 2
Exons: 3
Coding region: 1370-2062 (230 amino acids)
Biological process (GO): proteolysis; negative regulation of anoikis; positive regulation of anoikis
Cellular component (GO): cytosol
Molecular function (GO): aspartic-type endopeptidase activity; peptidyl-tRNA hydrolase activity
Source: RefSeq, a predicted model, not a curated record